Messenger RNA from Pollicipes pollicipes, 2140 nucleotides. RefSeq lists its product as uncharacterized. Lineage: Eukaryota; Metazoa; Arthropoda; Thecostraca; Pollicipedomorpha; Pollicipedidae. The record is from RefSeq and is a predicted model, not a curated record. Bases 113 to 1327 code for a protein of 404 amino acids. Gene Ontology annotation, molecular function: oxidoreductase activity. The transcript has 11 exons.
GCCAGGAGCGACGCCCAUCUCUGCCGUCCCGUACCGCUGCAGGGCCAGGAGAGUCUCCAUUCGCUCGCCCGUUCAUCCCGACGCAGCAGCGCUGGAGGCCAGCACGGAAGCCAUGCCGGAACUCACCAGUUCCAGGAAGAAGCGGGGCAUGCCGCUGCAUCAGGUCAGCAUCGAGUCGCCCGGCCCCACCAUGAAGGGGUGCGUGUUCAACUUUGACGUGCCGAUGCCGGAGGUGCCGCCGGCCGGAGCCCGUGUCAAGGUGAUGUGCGCAGGCGUGUGCUACCGCUCCAAGCGGUCCAUGUCGGUGAACAGCGCCGCCUCGCUGGCCUCCAUCGGCUCCGACGGCUCCAGCUGCAGCAACAAGGGCGUCCGUGACACCUCGCUCUUCCCCGGGUUUGAAGUGGCCGGACAGAUUGAGAGCUUCGGCGAGAAUGUGGACCCGAACUGUGGUCUGAAGAUCGGCGACAAUGUCAUCGUGUAUCCCUACGUGGGAUGCCCGGACGGGUACGCCGAGUACGUGCCCGUGGAGGACGUCAAGUACCUGGUGAAGGUGCCCAGCUCGGUGUCGAUGCCGGUGGCCUCGAUGCUGCCCAGUGGCGGCCUGUGGGCGAUGAACACUGUGUUCACCGCCCGCCAGUACGUCGAGAAGCAGCUGGCCGAGCGGGGCGAGUCUGGGAAGGUGAACGUGCUGGUGGUGGGCACUGGCGGCCUGGCGCUCUGGGCCAUCCGGAUCGGCCGCUUCUUCUUCCCCGAGUGGACGGAGGGACAGUCGGUGCGGCUGACCGUGGCUGUGCUGCGCGACGAAGGCCUGCAGAACAUCACCGACCAGGAGGAGCACAACGCCGGCGAGCAGUUUGAAUCGCCGGGGCUACACGGGCGGCUGAACAUCGUCCAGUGGAGCGAGGACUGUUACGAGAGCCAGCUGAUCGAGCGAACCAUCAACGCCUGCGAGGGCCGUGUCGACCUAGUCAUCGACUUCGCCGCCAACCCGCGGUCGCUAAAACCGUUCCCCUCAAAUGUCUAUCCAAGUAGCAGCCGGCAGGGCGGCGUGAUCGUGAUUGGAGCGGAGACGGCUCAGCGCUACGUCAGCCGUUUCGAGAGCGUGGCCCAGGCCAACGAGCAGACGAUCGUGCCCGUCGAGAUGGGCUCCCUGGACCAGCUGCACACUCUUCUGGAUCUCAUCGCUACCAAAAAAGUGGAGCCUCCGCCGUACAACCUGUUCCCGUCAGAAGAAGCUGAGUCCGUCUUCAUGAAGCUGGGCCGCGCCAAGAUUCACGGCCGCGCCAUCCUGCACUUCGAGACGAUCCCCGACGCGCCGGAGACCUGAGCAGCGCCGUCUGUGGGUCCGGGACGACGCGGACAGCGUCAUCUGUGGAUGUGGGACAAGACCGACAGCGCCAUCUGCGAGGCGGGCGUGCUAGCGACGCGCCGCGGCACGGCCGGGCGGGCAGCGGCGCUUGUGGCUUGCGUUUGGCGCCGUGCACAGGGGCCGGCUGGAGCCAGCCGCUAUUUAUCCGCAUCGAGGACUUUCAGUAGCGACUCUGUGUACCUUAUUCCGAUUGGGUGUAGUCUUGCGAGGGUGUGACCGUGCACGGAGGCGUCCGCGCGUGAGGCGUCUGCCUCCGUAUGAACGGAAUGGGACGGUGACGGACGGCGUCUGGCUGGUGGCGCCUUGCGGUGAUGGUGAAUUGUCGAGAGGACAGAGUCUUGUAACGGCAGAAAGACGUAAGUUUGCGUAGCAAUCGAUGUCUGCUUGCUAAGUGCGUGCGCUUUGUUUUGCGCGCGUUUAUGCAGGUGAACCGGAUUCUGCCUGCACAGCUUCUAUUUGCUUUGAGUCUCAACAGUGUAUUAGAGUGUGCGCUGACUCCUUAGAACUAACCUGGGCGGCAGUUGUGCAAAUGGGACCGACUGAAGCAAGCGUUAGGAGCUGCAGAUGUGUACUGAGGUAGGCAGUAGGUAGUUGUUAACGCAAAACUCGAUGGUCCUGUUGCCGGAAUGCUACAUUUUGGCGGAUAAGAUCAUUACCCAACUUCAUAUCCGGUAGGUGCCAUCGAAAAUCUGUAUUGCAAGGCAUCGCAGCGAAAUAUAUGUCGUAAGUGAAUACUGAUAACAAAAUAGAAUGAGGCGCACGGCAGGCUGA